This is a messenger RNA of Brenthis ino (lesser marbled fritillary), 1797 nucleotides long. Lineage: Eukaryota; Metazoa; Arthropoda; Insecta; Lepidoptera; Nymphalidae. The record is from the annotation of a GenBank genome assembly.
AUGUCUUCUUCAGACGAGAAUAUACCCUCGGAUAUCGAAGAAACAUCUAAAACUGUAGAAAAUGGUGCUAUGGAUAAUGAGAGAACACAAGGUCAGUCUUCAUGGUCAGCACCUAAUUCUUCGACCUUAACACAAGUUGAAGAGAAAAUGCGACGUAAAUUACAAUUUUUUUUUAUGAAUCCGAUCGAAAAAUGGCAAGCCAAGCGAAAAUUUCCCUACAAGUUUGUAGUUCAGGUAAUUAAAAUCGUUUUGGUGACACUGCAACUUUGUUUGUUUGCACAUAACAGAUAUAAUCAUGUUAAUUACACUUGGGACAACAGGAUCAGUUUCUCUCAUUUAUUCCUACUUGGUUGGGAUUCUACAAGAGAGAUAAAUGCAUAUCCACCAGGUGCAGGACCAUUAGCUGUGUAUAAAGUCGAUGAAUUUUACAAUGCUUUGGAUUAUGCUUAUACUGGAUAUUCAAAUUUAAGCAAUGCUAUUGGCCCAUAUUCAUAUAACAAUGAAGACAAUAAUAAAACAGAUCCUCAGUUUUGCACCUACACUUAUAAGAAAGGCAUAAUUCAUGGGUUCAAUGAAAGCUAUGAAUUCAACUCAGAAAUAAUAUAUAAAUGUGUUAACUUUACAAAUAAAGAAAAUGAACUGUUUAAAUCACAAAAAUUUAUAAAAAAUGUUGGUUUAGAAAUGGAUUUUGCUGCCCUGGUUCGAGCAGAACUAUUGUUUUCAUUGAAAACUAUAAACUUUAGAGCUGCUGGGCCAAUAACACCACCAGAUUGUUACAGGUUUGAUGUGAAGGUUAUUUUUGAUAAUGAAGAUCAUGAUGGACAGAUGUCACUCAUUUUGGAUGCUGAACCAUUCAAAUUGACAUGCAAAGGCGAUAAGGCAUAUGUCACUAACAAUGAACUAGACCAGAUCCUUAGAAGUGUUCUUAACAUAUUUGUCAUACUUAUUUGUAGUGCAUCACUCAUAUUAUGCAGUAGAGCGAUCUAUAGAGCACAGCUACUAAAGGAAUUGACGGUAACAUUUUUCAGGCGUGCCUACAAUAAGGAACUAAGUUUAGAUGGUCGUUUAGAGUUUCUAAACAUUUGGUAUAUUAUGAUUAUUGUAAAUGAUAUUCUAAUUAUUAUGGGAUCUGCAAUAAAAGAACAAAUUGAACGGAAUCAGUUUACAAAUGAUCAGUGGAACGUUUGCUCCUUAUUCUUAGGUAUAGGGAACUUAUUAGUAUGGUUCGGUGUAUUGCGAUAUCUUGGCUUCUUCAAGACAUAUAAUGUUGUUAUAUUGACAUUGAAGAAGGCUGCACCAAAAAUAUUCAGAUUUUCAUGUUGCGCUCUUCUUUUAUAUGCUGGUUUUACUUUCUGUGGUUGGCUUGUACUUGGUCCAUAUCACAUGAAAUUUAGGUCUUUAUCAACUACUUCAGAAUGUUUGUUCUCUUUAAUAAAUGGAGAUGAUAUGUUUGCCACAUUUUCUAUUAUGUCCAAAAAGUCACAAAUGCUUUGGUGGUUCAGUAGAGUUUAUCUAUACUCCUUUAUAAGUUUAUAUAUUUAUGUAGUUUUAAGUUUAUUUAUUUCUGUAAUAAUGGAUGCUUAUGAUACUAUCAAACAAUAUUAUAGUGAAGGAUUUCCAAAGAAUGAUUUACAGCAGUUUAUAGGAGAAACAAAUGUUGAGGAAGUUUCUUCUGGACUGUAUCGAACUCAGAGUUCAUCUUCACUGAAUGAAGCUAUGAACUCCUUAUUUUGUUGUAAUUUUUAUAGGCGUGCAUAUGUGAAGAUUGGAGGUGGAAAUUCGAGUGGCAAUUUACUU